AUGUAUGAAUGUAUGGGAACAUUCGUUGCAUAUGGGCAGCAGUCACUCGAGUAUCCCUCGGACAUCGAGAAUACCAGCCUCCGGGCGGUUCUUUCACUGCAGCUGUCCCGCGAUCGGCACACCCUACUGGAGCCUAGGACACCUCGCUAGCCGCACGGCGUGCUGCUGUCCGGUGGACAUCUCAGACCAGUAUCCAUCACACUUGGCCUGACAUCCGGGCACGCACCUUUUGCUUUUGCUGUGUAGAGACGGCGGGGAAUGGACCUGGAGCGCUGGCGGCUUGUCCGGCGCCCACCUCACACACCUCACACGCGCCUGCGUUGUUGGUGCCUUCUCUCGGCCCGCGAUGAACGAUUUUUCGCCAUAAUACUGCCGCCGUCUACGUUGGACGGCAACUGCUGUCCUUCCUUCUCUCCGCACGCUCUGUAGCUUUCGUUCGUCACUCAACUUGCUGUACCGCUUUGUGCUUUCUUGUCGACGGAAUGGCAGGGUUCUACUUUCAUCCCUGGUGACCCCAAAUUUUCGGACAAUACACAGUUUCGGACUGGGACUCCAAAUUUUCCGGUUAAAGAAAACAGAUAGAUAAGAAACUUCGUGCAGGUGAAAAUUUUCAGAUUUAACCGGCUUCAUGUGAUUGGCUGUUGGUCAACAGUCCUCCCACGAACUUCCCCUGUCCGCAGGUGCUGUUGUUUUUCGUGGUGCGCUGCGUGACAGCUAGCUGUGCACCUUGCUUGAUGACAAGGGACUCGCACUGCUGCUGCUGUUGAGUGUGCGUCCGUGCGUGCGUGCGUGCGCGUGUCCGUGUCUGCGUCGCUCCCUCAACCCCAGCACACGAAAUCGCACCACGCCAGUACGGAGACAGGAAGGGAUUACGGUACACUGGCCGACGACAGCCUCUGAACGAAGUGCUAUGUCGCGUUUCAAGCGUUCGGGAGAGAGACGGG
This is a messenger RNA of Ectocarpus sp. CCAP 1310/34, 944 nucleotides long. The record is from the annotation of a GenBank genome assembly. Lineage: Eukaryota; Phaeophyceae; Ectocarpales; Ectocarpaceae.